CGCCUGCGCAACUCAUUGGCGCCAAGAUGGCGAUGGAGAUGAGGCUUCCAGUGGCUCGCAAGCCUCUUAGCGAGAGACUGGGCCGCGACACUAAGAAACAUCUAGUGGUGCCGGGGGACACAAUCACUACGGACACGGGAUUCAUGCGGGGCCAUGGAACGUAUAUGGGAGAAGAGAAGCUCAUUGCAUCUGUUGCUGGCUCUGUGGAGAGAGUAAACAAGUUGAUCUGUGUGAAAGCUUUGAAAACCAGAUACAUUGGUGAAGUAGGAGACAUUGUAGUGGGACGAAUCACAGAGGUUCAACAGAAGAGGUGGAAGGUGGAGACCAACUCCAGGCUGGAUUCAGUCUUGCUGCUCUCAUCCAUGAACCUUCCUGGAGGAGAGCUGAGGAGAAGAUCUGCAGAAGAUGAGCUUGCAAUGAGAGGUUUCUUACAGGAAGGGGACCUUAUCAGUGCUGAGGUCCAGGCAGUGUUCUCUGACGGAGCUGUCUCUCUGCACACGAGGAGCCUGAAAUAUGGAAAACUAGGUCAGGGGGUUUUGGUCCAGGUUUCCCCCUCCCUGGUGAAACGGCAGAAGACCCACUUUCAUGAUUUGCCAUGUGGUGCCUCAGUGAUUCUCGGCAACAAUGGCUUCAUCUGGAUUUACCCAACACCUGAGCACAAAGAAGAGGAAGCAGGGGGCUUCAUUGCAAACCUGGAGCCUGUCUCUCUUGCUGAUCGAGAGGUGAUAUCCCGGCUUCGGAACUGCAUCAUCUCGCUGGUAACUCAGAGGAUGAUGCUGUAUGAUACCAGCAUCCUGUACUGCUAUGAAGCAUCCCUUCCACAUCAGAUCAAAGACAUCUUAAAGCCAGAAAUAAUGGAGGAGAUUGUGAUGGAAACACGCCAGAGGCUUUUAGAACAGGAGGGUUAAGGAGGCGCUCCAGAAGGACAGGACUGUGGACCUUGCAGGAGUGAAGACUGUGAUGUGUGGUCCCCAUAUGUGGCUCAGCAAAGACUCGAGAGAGCAUCCCUUUGUCUGCAUUGACGGCCCUGUGACUGCCUCCAGCCCACAGGCCUGCUUUCUCCUGUCCUAACACCAAGCCUGGGUGGCAGAUGAACGGUGCUUCCUUGGGUUCCCUAUUCCAUUAGGGAAUAGUUUCAGCUCUUUCAAAGUGCACAGUGUUCCAGUCGAAUGGACUCCCAUCCUGGAAUAAUAUGGAGAAUCCUUUGUCUUCCACUCAACUGUCAUUCACAAGGCACAGUGCCCCGUGAAAUUGCCCCAAUAGAAAACAUGGCAUCCCUGACCUCCAAAUGGUCUGUUUUGGCCUCUAUUCCUAUAUCCUUUAAAUGACUGAGAAUGCAGCUGGUAAAGUUGGAAGAAUAAAGUUAACCAAGCAGGCCAGGCGCGGUGGCUCACGCCUGUAAUCCCAGCACUUUGGGAGGCCGAGGCGGGCAGAUCACCUGAGGUCAAUAGUUCGAGACCAGCCUGGCCAACAUGGUGAAACCCCAUCUCUACUAAAAAUACCAAAAAUUAGCCAGGUGUGGUGGUGCGCACCUGUAGUCCCAGCUACUUGGGACGCUGAGGCGGGAGAAUCGCUUCAAUGUGGGAGGUGGAGGUUGCAGUGAGCUGAAAUCGCGUACCGCACUCCAGCCUGGGUGACAGAGCGAGACUCUGUUUCAAAAAAAAAAAACCAAGCAGCCUUUUGCUUGGUUGGAAUCUGAUUUUCUGUUGCAUAUUCCUUGUAGCCAUAGGUGCGAUUAUGUUCACACCAGGCUGCCUUAAUCUGUCCUGCUUGGAGAGUGACUUGUAAGAUGCUGAAUUAUUCAUGAUAAUAGAGUGAAUGUUCUGGGUCCAUGUACUCAGAUAAACAUGAAGAAAAUAAGCUAAGAAAAAUGGAGACUGGAAAAGCAAAGCUGUUUUCCUCCUAUAAUUGAAGUAGUGGUGCAUUAACUUGUGGAUAAUUCAGAGUUAAAAGAUAAAAAGACGCCAGAGUUCUCGCUGAAGAAUGUGAGAA
Messenger RNA from Nomascus leucogenys (northern white-cheeked gibbon), 1992 nucleotides. It is a transcript of the gene EXOSC2, whose product is annotated as exosome component 2. The record is from RefSeq and is a predicted model, not a curated record. Gene Ontology annotation, biological process: nuclear polyadenylation-dependent rRNA catabolic process; poly(A)-dependent snoRNA 3'-end processing; TRAMP-dependent tRNA surveillance pathway. Gene Ontology annotation, molecular function: RNA binding. Gene Ontology annotation, cellular component: nuclear exosome (RNase complex); cytoplasmic exosome (RNase complex). Lineage: Eukaryota; Metazoa; Chordata; Mammalia; Primates; Hylobatidae.